This is a messenger RNA of Ctenopharyngodon idella (grass carp), 4856 nucleotides long. It is a transcript of the gene rarab, whose product is annotated as retinoic acid receptor, alpha b. Bases 934 to 2352 code for a protein of 472 amino acids. Gene Ontology annotation, cellular component: nucleus; transcription regulator complex. Gene Ontology annotation, molecular function: RNA polymerase II cis-regulatory region sequence-specific DNA binding; nuclear receptor activity; zinc ion binding. The transcript has 11 exons. NCBI's taxonomy places the organism in Eukaryota, Metazoa, Chordata, Actinopteri, Cypriniformes, Xenocyprididae. Gene Ontology annotation, biological process: regulation of transcription by RNA polymerase II; retinoic acid receptor signaling pathway; cellular response to corticotropin-releasing hormone stimulus. The record is from RefSeq and is a predicted model, not a curated record.
CCCUGAAGUGACACCGCGGAAGGGGAGAAUGGGAGGAGACGGCGGCGUAGGCUGGCCGGUGUUCGGUUUCACCAGCUCACACGUGACCGCAAUGGCUGCUUGUCUGUUCCGUGCAGUGCAUCAUUCCUCUGCCGCCCUGCGAAUGUAGGCUACAUCAGUUCUCUCGCUUCUUUGAACUGUCGGUGCGGACACUUACCAUCCGCCGAAACGAAAUUCCUCUACACGUUCAGCCGAACAGCUCACCGGCUGUGAAGAACGACAUUCGGGAGAGACAUUCAAGCGUCUCUUGGUUCAACUUCCACCAACCAACACGGCGGUAGGAGGAGUCAACAGGUGUUUCUCUCUGGCGUGGUGCUGUUCCUGUGACUGUCUGAAGAGAUUUAAGACAGGGAAAUCCAGCAGCAGGUCACCGUGCUGGACUGACUCGCUCUGACAGGUUUGAACCGAGGGCAUUUUGUGACCUCUGGAGCACGGCAUCUCGAUUCCUCUUGCGUCACAUCGUCCAAGUCAGUCCUCCUGAAAUCUGGUGGAUUGGAGUGAGCUCAGGUCCUUGUGAAGAGUCAAACCACUCCCCUGCUGCUACAUAACAUCUCUGUCAAACAGUGCUGGAAUAUACCGCCUCACACACUACUAUUCCAAGAGAACAUUGGGAUUGUACCCAGAGAGUUACAUAACACCAAAACAAAGAGCAGUUUACCUGUGAGCCGUACACUGUGAUCGAAUGGCGUCAUAACCACUCGUACGCACCCUGGAUCAUCAGUCAUUAACCUGUCUCUGUCUUACAGCCACAAUAGUAAGCGCCCACACGGACAAUCGCAGACAAAGCUCUCCUAGUUGGAUUACCAAAAGUAGCUCAUGAUGGGAAAGUAGACAUCCGGCAUCACGGAUAGCCUGCACAGAGGUCUGGGACUCAGUGUUGUAUCUGAGCGUGCAAUGUCUGGAAACGGCAACCCCUGCCCCAGCCCCGGAGGGUUGGGCACCCCUUUAGGGGGCUUCCCUAUGCCGCACUACCCUUACUUCUUUCCUCAUAUGCUAGGAGGGCUCUCCCCUCCAGCACUUCCAGGACUUCCUGUCAGUGGAUACAGCACUCCAUCUCCUGCAAGAAAUAGAGGCAGACGUUUGCCCACUGGCUCAGCAACAGUGCACGUGUAUUGUGAAAGAGCUGUGGAGACCCAGAGCACAAGCUCGGAGGAGAUCGUCCCCAGCCCACCCUCUCCACCACCUCCCCCACGGGUCUACAAGCCCUGUUUCGUCUGCCAGGACAAGUCCUCGGGCUACCACUAUGGAGUCAGCGCAUGUGAAGGGUGCAAGGGCUUUUUCCGAAGGAGCAUUCAGAAGAACAUGGUGUACACCUGCCACAGAGAGAAGAGCUGUAUCAUUAACAAGGUCACACGAAACCGCUGCCAGUACUGCCGACUGCAGAAGUGCCUGGAAGUGGGCAUGUCUAAAGAAUCAGUUCGAAAUGACCGUAACAAGAGGAAGAAGGACGAGAAGAAGCAGGAAUGUUCAGAGAGUUACGUUUUAAGUCCUGAUACAGAGCAGAUGAUCGAGCGGGUGAGGAAGGCCCAUCAGGAAACCUUCCCCUCCCUCUGUCAACUGGGAAAAUACACCACGAACAACAGUGCAGACCACCGGGUCUCUCUGGACGUUGACCUGUGGGACAAGUUCAGCGAGCUCUCUACCAAAUGCAUCAUUAAAACAGUCGAGUUCGCCAAGCAGCUGCCCGGCUUCACCACACUCACUAUCGCAGAUCAGAUCACUCUCUUAAAGGCCGCCUGUCUUGACAUUCUGAUUCUGCGAAUAUGUACACGCUACACACCGGAUCAGGACACCAUGACAUUUUCAGAUGGUCUGACACUGAAUCGCACGCAGAUGCACAACGCCGGCUUCGGUCCGUUGACGGAUCUGGUAUUUGCUUUCGCCAACCAGCUCCUGCCUCUGGAGAUGGAUGAUGCAGAGACUGGGCUUCUCAGCGCCAUCUGUCUGCUGUGUGGAGAUCGGCAGGAUCUGGAGCAGUCGGAUAAGGUAGAUGUGCUUCAGGAGCCGCUGCUGGAGGCCCUAAAGAUCUACGUGAGGAAGAGGAGACCUCAUAAACCACACAUGUUCCCCAAGAUGCUGAUGAAGAUCACAGACCUCAGGAGCAUCAGCGCUAAAGGAGCGGAACGGGUAAUAACGCUGAAAAUGGAGAUCCCUGGCUCCAUGCCUCCACUCAUUCAGGAGAUGCUGGAGAAUUCAGAGGGCCUGGAAGGAGGUAGCGGGGCGAGAGGCGGAGGAGGAGCCCCACCAGGAAGCUGCAGCCCCAGUUUGUCUCCCAGCUCGGCACACAGCAGCCCCUCAGCUCACUCCCCCUGACUCUCACCUCCAGACAGGGCUCCGUACAGAACGAAACUGGUUAAAAACCAGAAAUAAGCCACAGCAGACCAGCGCCAGAGACCAGAAUUCCGGUAGACUUUGAUCCGGGGUGACCGGACCCGAUUCUAACAAUAAAUCUGGCCGGCUUUCAUUAGCUGAAGACCAAUUGAGUUACACACAGGCCGAGCCUGAUCAAAACUCACAGUCAUUAAAACCCACCAGUGAUUCAGUGACAAGCUUUUCAUGUGGCGGUGGUUCACGAAGACAGCAGAACAAAUGCCCUGUGUGUGCCGAAGCAGCUCUUUACUGUGUCUUCCCGGCUCUGCUCCCAUCACAGACUGUGAAGGCCCAGGGAAGCUCUCUUCCUCGUCCAAGAGAUGCGUUCUCUCGGCCUGUGAUGCUAUUUUAUAAACUUCAAUCCCUUAAAGCAAGCUAAAGGACAUUAGGACGUCAAAUGUCCGCAAGUCAGGGACAUUUUGAACUUUCCAGCUGUUUUGGUUCUGUUUCUUUGUUUUCUUACAAAAGAUAUAUGAAUAUAUGAAAUCUAUAUUGACAGAAAUAUGAGAUUUGAAUUUGUCUUAGGUGGAAUGCAGAACAAUUCUUAAUUUUUCUCUCACUUUUCUCAAGAGUUGAACACGAUUAUGGUCGACCCACUGUUGCGCUCACUCCAAGAUUCACAUCAAGCUCAAGGGCACGUCACACUAGCACUGAAAAUGAUGCGUGUACUUCAAGACGUGAAGUACAGUGGGAUUAAAAUGCAAUUUUGUCCAGAUGAUUUGGAGAUAUAUUAGACUUCAUCAGAAUGAUCAACUUGGCAGUUUGUGGCAAUGAAAUGAAGUAUGUAAACAAGCAGCUUGUGAUUAAGAUGUGUAUGAGAUCUCUUUUAAAGGAGCGGUAAAUGCCUUCUUGUAGCUUUUUAAUAUUGUUUAAUUUACUUUUGAUUUUGUAAUUGUCAACUGUCGAAAGACACGGAUACCCCCUUCUACACAGUAUUAUCAGAUUCUAAAAUAAAAAAGGAGAUUUCCAAACAUAAUGACUCACAGACAAAGAACACAAGAUGUAUUUUUUAGCUAAACGCUCAUGUGAAAACCAACACAUCAUUUCACAAGUAUUGAGAAUGUUGUAACUGAGCAUUUCACACGGAACUUCACGCCUUUUUUUUUCCCCCCUGCAUCUCAAAUUUGAAGCCGUUAGUGGUAGGUUUGUGUUCAAUCAUCUGUCACGUGUGCUGAGAUGCUUCCACCACCUCCUCCUCUGUACUUUACAACAUCACUGCCUCUGCUCUCCUGCAACAAUCAUUGAACAAUUGUCAACAACAACACUGCCUCUGUGUGACAAUCACUUUCAGUAAAGCUCACAAACAACUCUGCCUCUGUAACACACUGAUCCCUGCCAGACAUCUGGAUUCAUGAGACCGCUAGCAUUCACCGAUGUGUGUACACAUCUGUCCCCAUAUCUGAACAUUUAUUAGGCCUAAAAAACAUCAAACAUGGACUAAAUUCACAAUUCUAAGCUUAGUUGUCUAGAAAUUCUAUAUUAUAGUAAGACAUUCUUGUAUUUGCGUGGUAAUUUCUAAAACAUUAUAAUUCUUUUGUUUUAAAUUAAAUGAGUUUAUCUAAAUUGUCUUUAUUGCCAAAAGUGAAAUCUAUUAGGUUUUUAAACAGUUCAAACAAAAAUAAAAUGUAUUUACUAAACUCAUUUUGUUCCAAACUUAAAGAUGUUUUAAAAAACUUUUUUCCCCCAAUACCAUGGAAGUCAUUGGGGUCCAAUGUGGUUUUGAUCCCCAUUUGAUUAUUGUUAUAUAAAAAAAGACAAUUCGUUCUUCAAAAUAUCUUUGAGUUCUGCACAAGAAAGAAAUCGACAGGUUUAGAACAAUGUGUGGGUGAGUAAAUGACACAAUUUUCAUUUUUGGCAGAACAAUCCCUUUGAAUAAAAACAAUAGAUGAACUGGACCAAUUAAAUGAAAGGGCAUCUCAAUGUGAUUCAGUUCUGGUGGAUCAGUGUCAGCAUAUCAUUAUUGUACCAGUUUACAACAGCUCUGCCUCUGCAUCACGUCUGCUGAACCCGUCUGCUGAACCUUUGGCCAGUGCGGUGGGCCGAAAUGACUUCCUCCUUAACAUGUUCUGCUGAGAGUGGAGUCUGAACCGUUUCACUGCAACUAUGCACACGACAUGCACAGAGCUUGAGUCUAUUCACUUCUCUACCUGUUGUGAAAAUCACAAGCCUCUUCCAGUUGCUCAGUACUGUCCGUUUCAUUUGAUUCUGCAUUCAGUCGCUGCCCAAAGGUUCAUCGCUAUUGAGCCAUACUGCGUCACAGAGCGCGACGGGCCUCUUUUCUCACUCAAAGGAUGACAAACCGAGAUCUACACGACGUACAGCACAAACCCUGUACUGCUUUAACAGUUGUUAUACAGUCAAACGCACAAAAAUGUUUCUGUUGUGUCAGGUCCCUGGAUGAUAAGAGUAAUCUUUAAUAAAGACUUCUGUUUUGUGUGUGUUUCUGA